UCGACACAGUAUUAUAACAGUGCUGUUGAACAAUGUUAUUACCUGAACACCUGUGAUGUGAACGCGAGUGGACGAAUAAUAAUUUAUAAUCGUUAUGUUUAUAAACACGUCUGACCAGCACUUACGAACUGUAUAAGCAACCCCACGGUAGCUCUCUGCAAUAGCGCCAUAAAUACAAGACAUAUUUCUCACUGCCAAAGGUUAUUAAUCAUUAACAUUUUCCCACUGCACGGAAAAUUCGUCAAUUUUACUUCUGUUUUUGUGCAAUUUAAAGCAAUGCCGCAAUGGAACCAGCAGGCGAAGCAGCCAGUCGUUCGUCCAAUAAUGUCAAUGCCGCUUACCAAAAGCCAUCAGACAAAGAUAUGCUGAUUCCUGAGAUUAACGAAGCCGGAGUGAAAGAUACGAAAAAUGUGAUCCUGCAAACGUCCGACCCAGCGGCAGUAUCAGCUAAAGCUGUUACAGGCGCCGCCGUAAGAACAACGCAUGCAUUGAAACAUACGAUACGAUAUGCCAUUAAGAAGCUGCACGAUGAACAACCCAGCCUCGUAUCGUCUGUUCAAGCAGGACUAGAAAUUUUUGUUCGAACGGAACGACCCAUGGUAAUGACACGUUUCCCACGCGAGCACUUCGCGCAGGAACAGCACUGCCUCGUCGCCAUCGACUAUUAUGAACGAAUUAAUAGGAAGCGGCUGAAUUUCCUAGAUAUCCGAGAGGAUCUCGGCAAUUUGGCCUGCCUUCACGAGUAUUUUAUUGGGCGUGAUGAUCGGGCAGCAGCUGUAGCGGCAAGGCUGCUGCAUAAAUUAUUGCAGAUUAUGUCGGAGUUCGCGAUGCGAAUAGAGCACAAUUCGCGAAUGCGGAAAACCAAUUGGCAAGCUGUUGUUGAUAUGUAUGCAGCCAUACUACAGGACCCUGAUGCUAACGCGGCAUAUGUUAUCCUGCCAAAGCUGAGGCAUAUUUUCCAGCUUCGGUUAAUGGGUGCUGGCGGUUUUGGUGCCAUCUACAAAGUUCAAGUGGGUGGGAUCUCGGUCAUCGGCAAAUUGGUUCCAUGUAACAAAUUCAAAACAACCAGACAGGCGAGCGCCGAUAAACUUGUAGGAAGUAUGGUUAACAGCCCGUUUUUAGUGCGUUAUCACACUUGCUUUCGUAGCGACCAGGCCUACGUCACGCUCAUGGAGUACAUUCGGGGUGUCGACCUUCAUAAACUGCUGAAAUCGACACGAUUGAGCGAUAAAGUCAAUAAAUUGAUCAUGGCACAACUUGGCCUUGCCCUACAAUACCUUCACUAUCGUGGGUUCCUUCAUCGUGAUGUCAAGCCGUCGAACUUGAUGAUCGCACCGGGUGGUAAACUUAAGCUGAUCGAUUUUGAUACUUGUAAGAUCAGUGCAGGCAGAUUUAUCAAUGGGCACAUUAACAGCUAUAUAAGGAAAUCGCAUAACGAAUUCGACGAUGCUGAGUCCGCUGGAACGUUAUAUUUCUUACCUCCAGAAAUUCUUGAUAAGAAACCCUAUGGAAGAGCAAUUGACUGGUGGGCGGUAGGUGUGACAUCGUAUCGGCUAUGCGCGGGAAAACUUCCUUUCCGAGCAGGCACCAGGAAAGCUCUCAAAGAAAAGAUUCGGGAAGGUGAUGUAGGCUAUGGCUUGGGGGAGCCUGCUCAUGAAGAGCUCACCAAGCGAUUACUCAUCAAAGACCCUAUGCAGCGUAUAACUUCAGGGCGAUUUGAGGAAUUUCGAAAUCAUGACUGGUUUUCAACCGUUGACUGGGCGAAAAUUGAAACCGAACAAUUUAUUGAAGACAUCGCAGCCGUAAACGACAUGAUGGAUUUCCGUGACGGGCAGUAUUCACCUAAAGACGAAUUCAUCGUUAUUGCCGCACAAAAACAGCAAGAGGCAUUAUCGUUCGCUGAUCUUGACGAAAUUGAGCCUCAAGAUCAAGAACCUCUGUUCACACUUCUGUCGUGGGGGUUUCAAUCUGCUAUGGCUAAACUUCAAUCGGGGAUCGCAAUAACAGAAUCCGACAUAUAUGAGGAACCAGAAUUAGUGAAGGACAAUUUCAAGUUCUGCAAAUACAAGUUUCAAAAGUUCCUACAGCUAAAGACGCAACUGAAACCUUUUGGGCAUAUGAGCCCGCAAAUGUCUACGUCGGUCGGUCAGUUUUCUGACCUAUAAAAAUUCGAGGAUCAAUCGGGACCUUUAGGUGUCUACGUCAUUGGGUCAAUUUUUUGACCUAUAAUCUGUUAGCAAUCCUCGGUGCCGAUACGGACAACAAGCGCAAAAGCAACGAGAGACUCUAUUACGGAGAAGCAUGUUGCACAACGUCAGUAGUCUAAAGUAGCAUGACUACUAAUAGAAAAUGGGGUAAAUGUCAUAUGAAGCGAUACAAUUAAGCCAUCCCGUACCAUUAUCAAUGCGUGUUUCCUGACUGUGCCAGAACCUCUAUAGAGGUUUCAAUUGAGCUAUACAGUUAAUAAAUAGUUCCUAUAUUAGUAAGUUUUGCUAAUAUAUAUCCUAUAAUACGUCACUUAUACAUACGGUAUUAUUGUGAACUUGAAGACGAAUCACAGUCACUUAGGGCUAGUCCAACGAGUUAUGUAGAAAAAGGUUCACACUUCGGGUUUUCCGCAAAAAUGCGAUAUUAAUUUUCAGCCAUAAAUCGAAGGUGCUUUAUCAUCAACGCUAAGAAAUGGUAACUAUCUUUUUUUUAAUGUUACUCUAGCCGAACAGACAAACAAAAAAUGAUGCGAUGAAAAAUACAUUAUCCAGACAUAGAUGCUGUAGUGUGGGGUAAAUCUGUAUGCCCUCCUUGGAGAGUGACGGAACAGUGGUUUUGCCUGCAAUACCACCUGCAAAGACGUUUGUUAUAAAUGAAAUGACAAUCGCUACCAACAAUAUUAGACAGCAUAGUGUCUGUGAAAAGAUCCAUAAAUAUUCGGAGUACUUCUCGACGGGUAGUGCAACCCUAGUUAGGUGGCAUAUGAACUUCUGCCAGAGACUUAGGUUUACAAUUAAGCGACCUCCAAACGUAAAAUUUCGUCUGAUAAACGGCACAUGGCCAUUUUAAUAAUACGAAAUGAACUUAGAAAUACUGAAGAAUUCUCACAACUAAGCUUUAACGAACAAUUAACGAAUAAUAAAGGAAAGCACUUGUAUACAACCUAUACAAAAGCUUAUGAUUUUCUUGCGCUAUAGAAAGAACACUUAUAAUAUGAUGUACGAAGAAAUU
Varroa destructor (honeybee mite) is the source of this 3219-nucleotide messenger RNA. Its product is annotated as microtubule-associated serine/threonine-protein kinase 3-like. NCBI's taxonomy places the organism in Eukaryota, Metazoa, Arthropoda, Arachnida, Mesostigmata, Varroidae. Gene Ontology annotation, molecular function: protein kinase activity; ATP binding. The record is from RefSeq and is a predicted model, not a curated record. Gene Ontology annotation, biological process: protein phosphorylation.